Messenger RNA from Fukomys damarensis (Damara mole-rat), 480 nucleotides. RefSeq names its product huntingtin interacting protein K (gene Hypk). The coding region runs from base 45 to 410 and encodes 121 amino acids. Gene Ontology annotation, biological process: protein stabilization; negative regulation of apoptotic process. The transcript is spliced from 4 exons. The record is from RefSeq and is a predicted model, not a curated record. Lineage: Eukaryota; Metazoa; Chordata; Mammalia; Rodentia; Bathyergidae.
CGGCCCGGCCCCGUCCGGCCCCGUGUGGGCGGGGCGGGAUAAACAUGGCCACCGAAGGAGACGUGGAGCUGGAGUUGGAAACCGAGACGAGCUGCCCGGAACGGCCACCGGAGAAGCCUCGGAAGCAUGACAGCGGUGCGGCGGACCUGGAGCGAGUCACCGACUAUGCGGAGGAGAAGGAGAUCCAGAGUUCCAACCUGGAGACGGCCAUGUCUGUCAUCGGAGAUAGGCGGUCCCGGGAGCAGAAGGCCCGACAGGAGCGGGAGAAGGAACUGGCAAAGGUCACUAUCAAGAAGGAAGAUCUGGAGUUGAUAAUGACAGAGAUGGAGAUCUCCCGAGCAGCGGCGGAAAGGAGCUUGCGGGAACACAUGGGCAACGUGGUGGAGGCACUCAUUGCCCUAACCAAUUGAUUCAUGCUUUUUCAGACAGGACUCCUGUGCUAACUUACUGCAAUAAAGAUUUUUUUCUUUUGCAGUUUUA